AUGUAUUUCCUGAAUAAACCGGAUACAAAGUGGGGAGAACUGCGCGAAUCGUACUGCGCUGUGAGAGUCGUUGUCUUUUCCUUUCAAACAAACCAAGAUGUCGAAGAGAGGACGUGGUGGUUCAGCUGGAGCUAAGUUUAGGAUAUCACUGGGUUUGCCAGUUGGUGCUGUCAUCAAUUGUGCCGACAAUACCGGUGCCAAAAAUCUUUAUGUCAUAGCAGUUCAAGGAAUCAAAGGUAGAUUGAAUCGUCUACCAGCUGCUGGAUCAGGAGAUAUGAUUGUUGCUACUGUGAAAAAAGGAAAACCUGAACUAAGGAAGAAGGUUAUGCCUGCAGUAGUCAUACGUCAACGGAAACCAUUUAGAAGGAAGGAUGGUGUAUUUAUAUACUUUGAAGAUAACGCUGGAGUUAUUGUGAAUAAUAAAGGUGAAAUGAAAGGAUCGGCUAUUACGGGACCUGUUGCGAAAGAAUGUGCAGAUUUAUGGCCGAGAAUUGCAUCCAAUGCUAGCAGUAUCGCGUAAAACAUCCUGUAUAAAUCUAUUAUCCUUAAUAAAAUAAAUUUGGGAAUUUGUCCUAAAAAUCGUUUCAUGUAA
Vespula vulgaris is the source of this 592-nucleotide messenger RNA. RefSeq names its product 60S ribosomal protein L23 (gene RpL23). Gene Ontology annotation, cellular component: cytosolic large ribosomal subunit; ribosome. The transcript is spliced from 4 exons. Lineage: Eukaryota; Metazoa; Arthropoda; Insecta; Hymenoptera; Vespidae. The record is from RefSeq and is a predicted model, not a curated record. Gene Ontology annotation, biological process: translation. Bases 98 to 520 code for a protein of 140 amino acids. Gene Ontology annotation, molecular function: large ribosomal subunit rRNA binding; structural constituent of ribosome.